Molecule: messenger RNA, 1407 nt
Organism: Zasmidium cellare ATCC 36951
Lineage: Eukaryota; Fungi; Ascomycota; Dothideomycetes; Mycosphaerellales; Mycosphaerellaceae
Exons: 3
Coding region: 1-1407 (468 amino acids)
Biological process (GO): cinnamic acid catabolic process; ferulate metabolic process
Cellular component (GO): cytoplasm
Molecular function (GO): carboxy-lyase activity
Source: RefSeq, a predicted model, not a curated record
AUGGCCUUUGUGCUCGAUCAAGAUGAACCACCGCACCUGAACUUCAGAACUUUCGUCAAUGCUCUCAGGGCUGAUGGCGACCUCGCAGACAUACACCAAGAGUGUGAUCCCUAUCUUGAGGUGGCAGCAAUCACACGCCAUGCAUCUGAGACGAGAUCUGAAGCGCCACUCUUCCACAAUGUUAAAGGAGCCAAGGACGGCCUUUUUCGUAUCUUGGGUGCACCUGGAUGUCUUCGUCGCCCGGGAGAAGACGAGUUCGGGCGUAUAGCUCGACACCUUGCUUUGCCGCCCACAUCAAGCAUGAAGGAGAUCAUCGAUUAUCUGGUUGCUGGCACAGAAGUGGAACCAGUUGACCCUGUCAGCGUUCCUACCGGCCCGUGCAAAGAAGUCAAGCUGUUCGACAUAGACCUUACUGCUUUGCCGUCACCCACAUGCCACUUGAGCGACGGUGGGAAGUACAUUCAGACUUACGGAAUCCACAUCGUCAAAUCACCGGACGGCAAAUGGGAGAAUUGGGCCAUCUCUAGGGCAAUGAUACAUGACAAGACUCGUUUUGUGACCGCGAUGAUCUGGCCCCAGCACUUGUGGCGGAUUCAUGAGAUGUGGAAAGCUAUCGGCAAAGACUCUCCUCUCCCAGACGGUGUAUCCGAGCCGGGGUACAUUGGUGCAAUGACCGGACAUCCAAUGAAGGUGGUGAAAUGCGAGACAAACGAUCUUCAAGUCCCAGCCAACUCAGAGAUGGUCUUCGAGGGCACUAUCGACGCCAAUGCUUUGGGAGACGAGGGGCCUUUGGGGGAGAUGCAUGGCUAUUGCUUCCUCGGCCAUUCGCAGAAAAUGCCGCUGCUCAACGUCAAAGCAAUCACGCACCGUAAAGAUGCAAUCCUGCCAAUGUGUGUCUCUGGCAGGUCCGGGGACGAAACCCACACCAUUCCCUCGCCCACUCUCGCUGCGAAUAUGAUCGUCGCACUUCGACGCGCAGAAAUCCCAGUACUGGAUGUCGCGGUGCCAAUCGAGACAAUGAUGAUCUGGACAGUCGUCCAGGUUCCCCUGGAUGCUUUCGGCUUGCAAGGCUGGACCAGCGACAAGAUUUGCCGGGAAAUUGGUAGGGUACUGUUCGCAUCGAAACCCGGGACCUACGUCCACAAGAUCUUGGUGGUUGGAGACGACAUCGACAUCUACAAUUGGGACGAUGUCAUCUGGGCAUAUUCGACGCGUUGCCUUCCUACUCGUGACGAGAUCCCUUUCGAGGAUGUGGUUACCUGGGUGUUACUGCCAUCAGUCGCUCAGUCGGAGGGUCGAGCAACCGGGGCGGAUUUCAAGGGAGCUUUUCCUGCUGAGGUGCAAGAGAAGGUACUUCGAGAAUGGGGUUCUCUUGGCUUUCGUGAUCGUACGAAGAUUGCGUGUUGA